AUGCACUCAACCCCAAAUCCUACCUCCAAACCAACUCAUCUCAUCCUGCUCACCUGCCACGCCAUCUAUGUUUCCGGACCUCCAGAGCUCGAAUCCUCAUGGCUGCUGGCUCCCUUCCAAAAAGAGGGUCACGAAUGGAUGACUUUUAUCAAGCAUAUCUUGCGUGCGGCAGGAUUGUGGAAGGAGGAUGAGAGUAGUUUGUUGGUUAUUAGUGGGGGGUGUACGAGGGGAGAGGUGGAGAGGAGUGAGGCGAUGGGGUAUUUUGAAGUGGGGGUGGAGAGGGGGGUGUGGGGAAGGGGGGAUUUAGUUACUGAAGUGAGGAGGGGGAGGGGAGAGGGAAGGAUUUUCCUGGAGGAGGAGGCGCUGGAUAGUUAUGAGAAUUUGGUGAGGGGCUUGCUGGCUUUUUGGAGAGGGACGGGGGAGUGGCCGCGGAGAAUUUCGAUUGUGAGUCAUGGGUUUAAGAGGGAGAGGUUUGAGGAGUUGCAUUGUGGGGUUUUGGGGUUGGGUAUGGGGAUGGGGAUUUGUUUAAAGGGGGAGAGGGGGGUGGAAGAUGACGGGGAUGAGGACGCGGAUGGAAUGGGCGGGAAAGGGAAGGGGAAAGGAGUGGAAGUUAUUUUUGAAGGAAUCAAUCCUGAGUUUAUGGAUGAAGAGAGUAGGGAGUUUGAUCGCGAGAAAUGCGAGGAUACGGUGAAGGGGGAGAGGGAAAGGGGGUAUGGAGAGUGGAAACGAGAUUUGUGGGGGACGGGGAGCGUGUUGAGGAUGAAGAGGGGUGGGAGGGAUAAGUGGGGUAUUAAAGGGGAGGAGAGAAAAUUGUUUGAGAGCGAGGAGGAGAGAGUGAAAAGUGGACUGAGCACGAGGUGGUUGGAGGAGGGAGAGGGAGUAAGGAGAGAAGAGGUGAUUAAGGAUGGAGAGGGAGUAAGGAGAGAAGAGGUGAUUAAGGAGGGGGGGGUUCUGCCUUGGAAUUGUUAG
Messenger RNA from Botrytis byssoidea, 969 nucleotides. RefSeq lists its product as uncharacterized. NCBI's taxonomy places the organism in Eukaryota, Fungi, Ascomycota, Leotiomycetes, Helotiales, Sclerotiniaceae. The transcript has a single exon. The record is from RefSeq and is a predicted model, not a curated record. The coding region runs from base 1 to 969 and encodes 322 amino acids. Gene Ontology annotation, cellular component: cytoplasm.